AUGGAGUAUAGGAUAGUUAACAUUAGACCGCUUUCUUUAUUAAUUCGCCUUGCUCCAGUCGGCAUUUUCACCGCGGUGCACUGCAGUGGCGGGCAAUGGCCUACCAACGAUGAAUGCCUGCUGCGUGCUUCCAAGUAUGGCUUUUCACUGGAUAAUUUCUCAAAGAAACCGAAUUGUCUCUGGACUCACAUUUUUAUACAUUUCUCCAAUGAGCAUUUUCUUGCGAAUACACUCGCGCUUACUUACGCCUUACUUGAGUUCAAAAAUUGUUAUUUAAUCGAUUCCUUUCAGGGGGAAAGUCUGCGGGCUAGCUUUCAAAGUGCGAUCGGCUCGUCUCUGAUCCUAUUAUUGGCAGGCCCUAUUGGUGGGAUAGGUGGCCAAAUGCUUUACAACAUGAUCCAGGUGGAGCGCCCGUUCGAAAAGGCAAUGGCAAUGCUAAAAACCCAACUCGCGUCCCUUCCUAGAAUCUGCCAUUUAAAUCUACGGUGCUUUUCAUCCGCGGCUUCCCCGUCCGGGUCCUUGAGCGAAAGCUACAACGUGGUCUCCCGCACGAUCACCAGCACCCUGAAGAGCGCCACGACCUUUGGCCAAAGCCUCUUUCUCCACGGCGCGGCUGGGAUUCAAAAGAUGGUGAAUCGUUCGAUGUUGAUGUGCGGCUCCAGCGCCGCGGUGUGCGGCCUGGCCGGCUUCAACGCGGUGUACUUUCACAACCCGCUUUCCAUGAUUUUCAUGGUGAUCCCCGAUGCGAUGUUGCUCCUGCAGGACGCGAUCAACCACGUUUGCGCGUCCGACUGGGAUAAGUACAUGGACGUCUUGCGCAGUCUGAUGCCCCGGCAGACCGUCGGGCAUGCGGCCCACGUCGGGGGAUUUAUGGUUGGCGCAUCCUUGGGGUGGCUUCUUCGUCGUCUUUUCGGACCCAGGCCGGCGAGCGUCAUCGCGCCAAUGAAACCUGGAAUGCGCAGGGCGUAUCUUUUCACCCUGUAA
Messenger RNA from Phytomonas sp. Hart1, 984 nucleotides. Lineage: Eukaryota; Euglenozoa; Kinetoplastea; Trypanosomatida; Trypanosomatidae. The record is from the annotation of a GenBank genome assembly.